UCCAUCCACACGUCGAGGGACUUGAAAGCUUGAAUAAAGAUGCUCAACGUCUCGGGUCGCUGGAGCCUUGUCACCGGGUGAAACUGAGUUAUCAGGAGGGACGCGCACACACACAGGAGCUGUGUAGAUUUAGCAGAAAGACUAUCCAGGUUUCGGGCGGGCACUUCCACCGACAUGGAACUGAAGAAAUCUAUUUCGGACACCGAGCGCGCGCUCAGGAGCUACGGCGCCGUGUCGGAGACGGCAUGGACAACAGACAAAGGUCAUUCAGAUGUGUCCAUGGCAGAGAGCACCAUGGCUCCAGAAGAGAUCGAGGUGGAGAUGGCUCGUAUCCAGCGCCUGCGAGAGGUCCUGGUACGCCGGGAGUCCGAGCUGCGCUUCAUGAUGGAUGACAUUCAGCUCUGCAAAGACAUCAUGAGCUUAAAGCAGGAGCUGAGACAGAUUGUCGCAGUACCAGAGAAAGAAAAAAACAAGAAGCACAGGCAGCGGGAGGAAGAGCUGAUCCUGAAGAUUCAUAAACUGGUGCAGAAGAGGGAUUUCCUGGUCGACGAUGCUGAGGUGGAGAGAUUAAGGGAGCGAGAGGAGGAUAAGGAGAUGGCUGAGUUCCUCAGACUGAAGCUGAUGCCGCUGGAGAAGAAGCUCAAAGCCACACAAAAUCCUCCAAAGCCCAAGAGACAAAUCCCAGAGCCGCCUCCCAACAAACCAUCCAUCACCAAGUCAGGAGUGGCCAUCAUAAAGGAUUGCUGCGGAGCCACCCAGUGUGCCGUCAUGUAACUGACACAGACCUCCUAACGACCUGUGUCAGAAACAACACACUCGCAUCUCAUGACAUGCCAUAAAUCUCUUCCUGUGACGGAGAACCUCUGUCAGCUAUGGUUUCCCCUUGAAACUGUUCAGGAAUCAGGUUUGCAAAUGAAUCACAGAUUAAGUUUCAGCCUCAAGAUUUCAGCCCGGAGUUUGGGAGCUGAUCCCUGAUCAGUGCACGUGGGAAACCUUGAUGAAUAUGUAUUUGAAGUAAAGGGAACUACAAGCACAAUGAUUAGAAAGUAAAUAAAUGCUGGGGUUCUCUGUCUGACAGGAAAAAAAACAUCUAUUAUCACCCCGUCAUGUUUGACAAUGGGCAUUUAUUUCUCCAUUUCAGCCCUUUAACAUCAACCAGUUAACCUCUGUUACUUUCAGGAGUUUUUAUCUUUGUUCCCAGGUGGGACGGACAUGUGGCCCAGACGAACAAUAUGGUUAUUGGUAUAAAAAAAUGGUAUAAAUAUUUGAGGGAGGGCAGCAAGUGGAUGCUUUUGCAUUGGAGCUGAGCAAUAUUUUUGACUUCAUGCAUUGGCUCAACAUCAGUUUAAUUCUCUAUCUGUGAUUCUGUGAUAUCUAAUGUACUGGAUUUAAAGGUUGAGUGUGUCGGAUUUAGUGGCAUCUAGUGGUCAGGUUGCAGACUGCAACCAACUGAAACUUCUCAGAAGAGAACCAGGCUCCCAGGAAGUGGCUAAACAGUAGAAUUACACCGUCAUGUGAUGCCAUUGGGCACAGGAUUACUUUUUCCCAUUAACUUACAAGGCGACAGAAACGUCUGUAAAUCAAUGUAUACAUUUUUUUGAGCUUCACAGCACCUGUGAAAUGACUCAUUUCAUCACCAGAAUUUGAUCCAUUUGGCCUGAUAAUACUUGAAAAGUCUAAAAGAAGCUGAGCCGGAAGGUGAAGCUUACUGGUCCAUCUACGUUCCAACCCUCACCUAUGGUCAUGAGGUCUGGGAACGUCUUGGGUUCCCCCAGGAGGAGCUGGAAAGCGUCACUGGGGAGAGGGACAUCUGGGGUGCUUUGCUUGGCCUGCUGCCCCUAAGACCCAGAUAAGCGGAUGAAAAUGGAUGGAUGGAUAUUAUAUUCUAUUUCUGCCAAUAUAUCCCCCUUGAUCCCAUGCUGGACCGUUAGAGCUUUGGCAGCUUUAAAAAAUCUGUGGUGGUCAUUGUAAGUUAACAAAACACAGAAAAUACUCACACAGUUGCUACAGAGUUGGGUCAUAUCAGCUGUGUGUUUGAACAUUUGCAUUUCACUCUGUAGUGGCUAAUCCUUACUAGCAUGCAACCUCAUAUGACCCAGUUCUGUAGCCGUGUUUCCACUGGUUCACAGCUCUUUCAUUAUGUUGUUUAACCCCUGUUUCUGCCAACACUUUAGGGCCUACUGUUUGGGAUUUAGUGGCAUCUGAGGUUGCAGACCAACUAAAACUUUUCCCAUGUGCCAAGCAAGAAUUCAACAACACUAGAGCCAGUGUUUGGGUUGUGUGUUUUGGGAUACUGUAGACAUAACUUGGCAGACUCCGAAGAAGAGGACCUGCUCCGUAUUAGAUAUAAACCAGGCCCACAAGAGUACACCAAACCAUGUAACGUCUGGGUCUAUGGUCCCAAUGAUGCGGAUGAUGUGGGUAAUUUUAUACAUAAGAGGUCAAACGUUUCGGCUUCAUGCUGACCAACUUUCAAUGAAUUAAAAGUGCCCCACCUCCACCCCUGCAUCCCGUUCUCUUUACACAUCCAUGAUAUAAACAGUUCUUUCUGAAGUAUAGAAAACACGAUCAUUAGUUUCAGGUGAUUAUACACUAAAGAAAGCAUUAUAUUUAUUAUAUUUCUGCUGAUAUAUCCUCCUGAAUCCUACACACUGGACCUUUAUAAAUAAUUUUAUUCAACAUGGUGGGGUGUUGUUCUAAAUGAUCCACUGUGCUUGCUCAUUUCCCACAUACUCUUCAUACUAACAUCAUCUCAGCCAUCAGCUACCGGGAAUUACUGACCGUGGUAGUAUGACAUCAUUCAUAGUUAUUAUGGAUAUUGCUGACAAACAACUUGCAUCCUCUGAAUUUAGUCUUGCGUUUUUAUGAUAAACACCAGGAAAUGAAAUGAAUGCAACUCUCUUGUAAAUGCCUACAAUAGACGGUGUAUGUUUGAGUGUAUUUAGGACAUUAGUGACUCCUGUCAAGCAAAGUGUUGCUCUCUGUCACUUUACCCUCCUUCUGAUAACUUAGCGUUCUGUAGUAGUAGUGAAUUUAUGAAGGUCCUUAUGUUGAAUAUUGAACAAAUAUGCAGAAAAUAAGCUGAAACUACCUGUACAUACAUGUUUAAAUAAAGAGCAUCUUUCAGGAA
Messenger RNA from Epinephelus moara (kelp grouper), 3130 nucleotides. RefSeq names its product bMERB domain containing 1 (gene bmerb1). Gene Ontology annotation, cellular component: microtubule cytoskeleton. The record is from RefSeq and is a predicted model, not a curated record. NCBI's taxonomy places the organism in Eukaryota, Metazoa, Chordata, Actinopteri, Perciformes, Serranidae. The coding region runs from base 175 to 774 and encodes 199 amino acids. The transcript is spliced from 6 exons. Gene Ontology annotation, biological process: negative regulation of microtubule depolymerization.